Molecule: messenger RNA, 2198 nt
Organism: Larimichthys crocea (large yellow croaker)
Lineage: Eukaryota; Metazoa; Chordata; Actinopteri; Sciaenidae
Product: zgc:112083
Exons: 10
Coding region: 174-1712 (512 amino acids)
Biological process (GO): anatomical structure development; regulation of transcription by RNA polymerase II
Molecular function (GO): RNA polymerase II cis-regulatory region sequence-specific DNA binding; DNA-binding transcription factor activity, RNA polymerase II-specific
Source: RefSeq, a predicted model, not a curated record
AAUAAGGAGAAGAACCUUCCGCUUCGAGGCUCUCACUGGCCGGAAAUAAACAAACCCAGACAAGCUCAGUGGAGGGAAGAGACACAGAGCUGCUGCUGCUGCUGCCGCCAGUGACGUUAAUACUCCCAGGGUUGUGUGUGUGUGUGUGUGUGCAGCAGCAGCCACAGUCCACCAUGAUGACAACCAAGAGGCUGGACAAGUUUGAGGUGGUGUGCGAGUGGGCUGCGUGCAAUUUUAAGGGUCACACCAUGGUGGAGCUGAGCGAUCACAUGUCACUGCACCUGAAGGACUACCUGGGUGACAACGACGCCUUAGAGGAGCUCGAUGAGUACGCCUGUCUCUGGAACGGAUGUGAAUUUCUAUCCAUGGGUAGCCCUGCGGAGCUCGAGGUCCAUGCUUACUUCCACAACUACCACGGCAAGCUCAAGUUCGUCGGGUCACAGCUGCUCAAGUCCCGUCCCGAUCUGCCCAGCUGUAACCAAGGCUUGCACAGCAACAACCUGGUUCCUGAAGGAUCGGACAGCUAUGUUUGCCAGUGGGAGCACUGUGAUAGUACGUUUAAUAAUCCUGAGUGGUUUUACCGACAUGUGGACAAUCAUGUUGAAAGUGCUGAGCCAGAGUCUCUCUCACAAGAACAGCAGGUUCUCUUCUGCCACUGGACAGGCUGCGAUGCUUUCUUCAAGAUCAGGUAUCGUCUGAGGGAGCACAUGCGGAGCCACACUCAGGAGAGACUUGUAGCUUGUCCUACGUGUGGCAGCAUGUUCUCCAGCAACACAAAGCUGUUCGACCACUUACACAGGCAGGCGGAGCCAGUAGAGUCGCUGGUUUGUGAACAUUGUGGCAAAGCUUUUUCCAGCGAGAGACUUCUGAGGGAUCAUGUCCGACAGCACGUAAAUCAGGUGAAGUGUCCCUUCUGUGACAUGACCUGCACCACUUUGGCAGCUCUGAAGAUUCACAUCAGGUUCCGCCACUGCGACGAGCGGCCGUUCCCGUGUGACUUCUGUGACAAGAGAUUUAAGAACCAGCGCGAUCUACAAAAGCACACAGAGGUUCACAACGAGGGCACCGUGUAUCACUGUACAGUGGAGGGUUGUGAUUAUUCUUGUCACACGUUCCAAACUAUGAGCCACCACUUCAAGAGAGUGCACGAGGUCGGGGGGAUGUCCAAGUAUAAAUGUCAUAUCUGUGAUAAAGUCUUCUCCUGGUGUUACACUCUCACACUUCAUCUCCGCAAGAAGCACGAGCUGAAAUGGCCGUCUGGACAUUCCCGAUUUAGAUACAGGAAAGAUGUAGACGGCUUCCUAAAGGUGAACAUGGUGCGGUUUGAGACUGUGGAAGUGACGAAGGAGAUCAUGAAGAACAUGGCCACGAAGCCGCAGAGCCUUCGGAAGAGUCAGAGAACCAGCAGCCGGAACAAGAGGGCGGCGGCGGCCACGCCAGAGAGUGGUCGAAGCUCCCCUGCAGGAUCCUCAUCGCCCUCCUCCAGCUCCUCCUCCUCGUACUCCUCGGAGCUCUCUGGAGGUGAAGACGUUUCUUCUCAGCCCAGCCCCAGAGGCAGUGACUCUCCGGUCUACUGCGUCAUGAGCACCAUCCCUCACAUCGAGGAGGAGCCUGGAGGAUUUUCCCAGGAGGACUGUGAUGGGAGUGGGACAUCUGGGGCAGUUCAGGCCCUGACGGAGGUGGCGAGGGGCCUGGGCAUGGACGUAGUGUGAUUCCUCCACGUCGUACCGCACCAUGCAUCCAUUGCAGCCUCUCUUGUAGCUGUUAUGCAAUUCAAUUGGUUUGCCUGUUGUUUGCCGUCAUCACUGGAACUGUUUUUUUUCCCAGCCGAAGCUCUCUGAUGAUCCCCAAUGUUUUCAGAGCGGAGGGUCAUCUCUGCACUCGAAGAGCGUACGUUCAUUACAGCAGCUCUGAUGCUUCAGCUUAGCUUUGUGUCGCGUCUCGUUAAUGAUCGCCUGUUAAACAGAGGUUCAUGUUCCUGACAAAAAGUGAAGUUCAAAGCACUACAAAGCCAUUUCUGUGUAACGUCGUUUUGUUUUUUUUACACGUUCCAUUUUCUGUGAUGUUUCAAUGAUGUUCAACGAAGAAUUUUAGAUGACAUUAUUUUUUAUUGUAGCCGUGGAAUCAUCAUCGACAUCCUGAAAUGUUGCUUAAUUUUAUUGUUACAGAUUUUAAAUACAUUUUUGAUACAAAAGAAA